Patiria miniata (bat star) is the source of this 1522-nucleotide messenger RNA. It is a transcript of the gene tmem127, whose product is annotated as transmembrane protein 127-like. NCBI's taxonomy places the organism in Eukaryota, Metazoa, Echinodermata, Asteroidea, Valvatida, Asterinidae. The record is from RefSeq and is a predicted model, not a curated record. Gene Ontology annotation, cellular component: membrane. Bases 389 to 1318 code for a protein of 309 amino acids. Gene Ontology annotation, biological process: negative regulation of TOR signaling; negative regulation of cell population proliferation. The transcript is spliced from 4 exons.
AUUCCAAAUUUUAAUAUGCAAGAUGGCCGCCUGCUGAAUGACGAAGUCGGAAGUAAACGGAAUGUUUUGGUUUAUGAAAAUGUAAAACAAAAAGUGGACCUUCGUCUCAAAGUUCAUUUCUAGGAUUGUUGUCACCGGUUGGUACCACUGUAAAUCCUGUGUACCGUCUUAAGUUUAAGUUUAGUCAUUUUGAUCACUUUUAAUAGGAGGAAAAUUAAGUUCAAUUCAUCGUUGAUCGUUCAGCAUUUCGUGUGCCGAAACUGCAUCUAUGAUGGUCUACUGAACACGGUCAUGACGGUGAACAAUGAAUGAGUUGACUAGUGCAGUAAGGAAUUUAUUCGUCGAAACUACACUUGGAAGUGACACCUCUUAUUUCAGGAACUAAGGAAUGGACGAUUCUGCCGCAGUUGUGAUGCAGUCUACCGAUACUACUGCCCCUGAUGCCGACUCAACUGCUGCCGAAAAUGCAUCAGAAAAUCAAAGCACCAACGCCGACACCACCAACACUGACACCACCAACAAUGACACCACCAACACCACCAACACUAACGGCAGCAGCAGCAGCAGCGGCAGAUCAAGCUCUCGCAGCUCCCGUCGUCACCGCUCCCGCGGGCACCAUCGGCACCGCAGCAGGCGGCGCCGUCACAACCCCAAGCGCAACGAGCGCAACCUGGUGGCAGCCAUCCUGGGCAUGGUGGUCAUCGCGGUGUUAAUCUCCUCCCUGGCUGAGCAGAAGUGGUUCCACUUGCACGGUGGAGAGUGUGCUAAGGAAAACAUUGGCGCAUAUCAGUUCUUGACCCCCGGCAUAGAAACCAGCGGAGCUUACAGGUACUGUUUCAACACCCAAGUGGUAGCCAUCAUGCGUGCGGUCAUCGCCUUCAUCUUUCUUUCCAUCACGUCCUCCCUCUUUGCCUUCUUCCUGGACACCCUGGGGCCCAUGAAGUCCUCCCUGAAACUCCUGAGGCGACACGCGGCCGGCAACAUCAUUACAGUUCUGUUGUGCCUAACCAUGAGCGGCUUCUGCUACUGGUCGGCCUCUCUGAUGGAAAGCGAAAUGGACGGUCACAAGCUGGGCCCCAGCAGCAAAGUCCUGGUAUCUUUCGGUGUGGGCUACUACCUCAUUGUGGCAUCGGGGGCGCUCUCCGUUAUCAUCGCGGCCACCAACCUGCUGCGGCCGUACUCGUCGUACGACGAGACGCCCCGGGAGCGACUGAUCGAGGAUUGGGACCAGUUAUUGGAGGCUGAGCUCGCGAACAUGCCCAGUGGACCGUUGAUGAACCCCGCUAAUAUGCCGGAACCACCAGCCUAUACCCCCUAGCACAUGCAGUUGUGUUUUUUUAUUAUGUUUUUUUUUCUGUUGAACGUUUUCUGAAUAAUUGGAGUCAAACAAUUGCACAUGAAAUACACAACAUUUACUAAGAAUGUGUUUUUUGUUCAAAUUAUGUGCUUAAAGUGCAUUUUAUUAUUAUUAUUAUUAUCAUUUCUGGUAAUGAAACCUAGGAUUCCUCAAAAGCGUCCUAGG